Molecule: messenger RNA, 1935 nt
Organism: Drosophila takahashii
Lineage: Eukaryota; Metazoa; Arthropoda; Insecta; Diptera; Drosophilidae
Gene: Ir11a
Product: Ionotropic receptor 11a
Source: RefSeq, a predicted model, not a curated record
AUGCACCUCGCUAGCCACUGGCUGUUCUCCGGCAGCCUUCUGCUGGGGAUUCUGGUUGUUGGUAGCCGCGAAUUCGGUCGGAGUCUGCUCAUCUCCCGGAUGGGCAAUCGGCAGGAUGAGCUAAACACGCGGCGUCUGGCGAGUGCCACCAUUUAUCUGACCAGGAAAUACAUAGCCAGCAAGAUCAACACACUGGUCGUCCGGCAGAGCUGCGCCGACUGUCCCUACGAGCUGACCCUCCGCCAGCGACAGCUGGUCGACCAGGUUCUCGAGAGCCUCGCCCCCGAUCUGAGUGUCCUGCUGCACAGGGGCACGCCCGAGGAGACCUCCUGGGACUACACCCUCUUCGUGGUCAACGACCACACCGCCUUCAAAGAUCAUGUAUUUACCUUUCCCGAUGAGCUCCUCGAGCGGGAGUUCUUCUGCGUGGUGGUGGUGACGGAGUUCCAGAACCCAGCGAGCGUCGAGCGGACGGUGGGCCGCAUUGUGGCCUCCAAUCUGCGGCUGCCGUUCGUCAACGUGGUGGUAGUGGCCCAGGUGGAGGACGGCACGGUGGCCACCUACAGCUACAAGCUCUUCAAGGCCAACUGCACUCCGGGCAUUACGGUGAGGCGGAUCAACCACUUCGACAGGAUGACCGGAAUGCCGCUGCAGAAGAUGCCCGAUCUGUAUCCGGUGCGCCAUGGCCACCUUGGCGACUGUCCGCUGAACGUGGGCGCCAAUCACCUGCCGCCUCACCUGAUUUACAAGCGGCACAGGGACCCACCGCCGCCCAGCAACGAAUCGAUUCCCGCCCAGGAUCUCUCGGGGAUCGACUGGGAUCUGCUCCAGCUGCUGGCCAAGGCGCUGCGCUUCCGGAUCCAACUCUAUAUGCCGAACGAGCCCAGCCAGAUUUUCGGCGAGGGCAACGUUUCCGGAUGCUUUAGGCAGCUGGCGGACGAGAGCGUGGCGAUAGCCAUCGGCGGCCUGAGUGGCUCGGACAAGCGCCGCUGGCAGUUCUCCCGGUCGACGGUGUACCACCAGAGCCACUUUGUGAUGGUGGUGCGCAGGGAUCGAUACCUGGGCCGCUUCGGGCCGCUGAUCCUGCCCUUCCGGGGCAAAGUGUGGGGCGUGAUCAUCACGAUCCUGCUGCUGGCGGUGCUGAGCACCUGCGGGCUGCGCUCCCGCCUGCGUGUGAGCCGUCCGCUGGAGAACCUGCUCCUGGUCAGCGUGGGCAAUCCCAUACCCACGCAACGUCUCCCGGGCACUGGGUUCCUGCGCUACCUGCUGGCCAGCUGGCUGCUGCUCACCCUGGUGCUCCGCUGCGCCUACCAGGCGCGACUCUUCGACGUCCUGCGCCUCUCGCACCACCGGCCGCUGCCCGAGGAUCUCCUGGGACUGAUGAGGGACAACUAUACGCUGGUCUCCAACGGCUAUCACGACUUCUAUCCGCGGCAACUCACCCGCCGCCUGGGCGAGUCCUUUGCGGCCCGAUUCGAGAGGGUUCAGCGAGCCGCGCCAGGCGAACGGCUGACCACCAUCUCGCUGGUGAGCAACCUGGCCUACUGGAACCACCGGCACAGGAACACCAGUCGGCUGACCUUCGUCCGCCAGCCCAUCUACAUGUACCAGCUGGUCAUCUACUUUCCCCGCCGCUCCUUCCUGCGCCCCGCCGUCGAUCGCAAGAUCAAGCAGCUGCUGAGCGCCGGCGUGAUGGCCCACAUCGAGCGGCGGUAUCUGCAGUACGUGGACAAGCCGGAUGUGGCGGCCAAUCACCCGGAGCUCCUGCCGCGGAUCACCAACAAGAUAAUGGAGGGCUGCUAUCGCAUCCACGGACUGGUCAUCGGCCUGGCCACCGGCAUGUUCCUGCUGGAGUGGCUGUCGGGUCGCUGGGAUGGCAGACUGCGCCGCUGGAUGGAGUGGGUGCAUCAACCGAGUCGAAGGACAACGAAGUAG